UACAGUAGAAUAAUCUUUGUUGUUGUUAGAUCAAAGCUUUGAAAAGUGUAUUAGAAUGGAAGAACGAUAUGAGAUUAUCAAAGAUAUUGGGUCUGGCAACUAUGGCGUUGCAAAGCUUGUUAAGGAUAAACGCAGCGGUGCUCUCUAUGCUGUUAAGUUCAUUCACAGAGGCCAUAAGAUUGAUGAGCAUGUGCAAAGAGAGAUUAUAAAUCAUAGGUCCUUAAAACAUCCCAAUAUCAUUAGAUUUAAGGAGGUAUUGUGUACUCCAACUCAUCUAGCCAUAGUGAUGGAAUAUGCUGCCGGAGGAGAACUAUUUGAAAGAAUAUGCAAUGCUGGAAGAUUCAGCGAGGACGAGGCGAGAUAUUUCUUCCAGCAAUUGAUUUCAGGAGUUAGCUAUUGCCAUUCAAUGGAAAUAUGCCAUAGGGAUCUUAAGCUGGAAAACACACUUUUAGAUGAGGGUUCAGCACCACGACUUAAAAUAUGCGACUUUGGUUACUCAAAGUCAUCGGUUUUGCACUCGCAACCUAAAUCUACGGUGGGAACGCCAGCUUAUAUUGCACCGGAAGUAUUAUCAAGAAGAGAAUACGAUGGAAAGGUUGCUGAUGUUUGGUCCUGCGGAGUAACCUUAUAUGUGAUGCUAGUGGGAGGUUAUCCUUUUGAAGAUUCGGAUGAUCCACGAAACUUCAAAGAAACUCUUAAGAGAAUUCUCAAUGCCCACUAUUCUAUUCCAAACUAUGUUCGUGUCUCAAAGGAUUGUGGGCACCUUCUAUCUCAAAUAUUUGUAGCAAACCCAGAGAAGAGAAUAACUAUACCUGAAGUUAAAAUGCACCCGUGGUACCUAAAUAACUUGCCAGAGGAAUUGAUGGACCAAAGGGGAUUCAAGUUGCAAAAUAUUGGUGCGGAUGAUGAUGAUUCAUCAUGUCAAAGCAUUGAGUCAAUACUUUCAAUAAUUCAAGAGGCUAGGAAUUUAGGAGUGGGAAAAAAACUCAGUGGACAAUUUGUUGCGGGUGACAUUGAUCUUGAUGACAUGGAUGCUGAAAUUGAUGAUAUCGAAAAUGGUGGCGAUGAUUUUGUAUGUGCAUUGUGAGGUCUUAUGGUUAUAACCUUUGAAAAAACUAUGUUUAA
Arachis duranensis is the source of this 1125-nucleotide messenger RNA. RefSeq names its product serine/threonine-protein kinase SAPK2-like. The coding region runs from base 56 to 1087 and encodes 343 amino acids. Gene Ontology annotation, molecular function: protein serine/threonine kinase activity; ATP binding. Gene Ontology annotation, biological process: protein phosphorylation; intracellular signal transduction. The record is from RefSeq and is a predicted model, not a curated record. NCBI's taxonomy places the organism in Eukaryota, Viridiplantae, Streptophyta, Magnoliopsida, Fabales, Fabaceae. The transcript has 9 exons.